ACCUCCUAAUUGCAAUGCGAAUAAAACGUAACGUGUGCUCAAGGUCUGCUCGGGCUACCACAAAAGUAUUAAAAAGGUGUUCUGUGGUGAAUCGAGGAUCAAAAAUUGAUUGACGUUCGAUCCGGUAAAAUCGGUGCAAUAUCGGUGCAAAAUAUGAAAUAUAUUUUGAUUUUGUCGUUUGCUGUUGGUUUGGCGCUUGCUGAAUUGCCUUCCUACAUAAAAGUAUGCAAGAAAUCGAAUCCUGACCUAGCAAAAUGCAUAAUAAAUUCAGUAAUGUCGCUGAAGCCGAAACUAGCCGAGGGCAUUUCCGAAUUGGAAGUGCCUCCCUUAGAGCCUCUUCUACUAGACACCAUAAAACUGAGAAGCGGCCCUAGCUCUGCUAAAAUCGACGCUAACAUUACCAAUCUCCUCGUAUACGGAGCCAGUGCUUUCGAACUUCCAAAUUUAGUACCGGACGUUGAAAAAAACAGAUUCCUGUUCAAAGCCGUCAUACCGCACAUCUUCUUCAAGGGCGACUACGAUAUAGACAUGAACGUUCUGAUUUUGAAGUAUAAAGGACAAGGUCCUUUGACGGGAAAUUUCACUGAUCUCACGUUGGAAGUGUUGCUCCGCGGGAAACUCAUCAACAUCAAUGGCGUGAAGCACUUGAAUUUCAGGAAGAUAGGCAUGAAACUCUCCCACAUUGGCCACGCGAAACUCCAUUUGGGCAACCUCUUCGCCGACCAAGAGGGUCUGGGUAGGGCUACCAACGAGGUGGUCAACGAAAACUCCGACAUUUUCAUCAACGAAAUCAAACCCAACCUGGAGGACGCCCUAUCUGAGAAAUUCACCGAAAUCUCCAACAUAAUUUGCACCAAAUUCACCUACGACGAAUUAUUCCCUAACUAAUUUAACAACUUACAAUUCAAUUAAACAUGAAGUAUUAUUUUUGAAUAAACUUUUUUCAUAUAUCGUU
Molecule: messenger RNA, 955 nt
Organism: Phyllotreta striolata
Lineage: Eukaryota; Metazoa; Arthropoda; Insecta; Coleoptera; Chrysomelidae
Source: the annotation of a GenBank genome assembly